UGAUCUGAGCAUAGAAUGAUAGAAUCACUGGCUGGCUCCAGCUCUCUGUCGCACCUUGCAUUUGACAUAAAGACUGCAAACAGAGGUGAUUAUAGAAGAAGGCACAUCUGUUCAGCACAAAUCAUACUUCACACAAGGGGUUCUGCGGUUGCCAAAAUAAUAGGCAAUAAUGUAAAAAAAUUGCAAAAGUUUGCUCCCACGGUGAAGAUGUGGGUCUUCGAGGAGAAUAUUAAUGGAAGAAAACUGACAGAUAUCAUAAAUAAUGAACAUGAAAAUGUGAAAUAUCUCCCUGGACACAAGCUGCCAGAUAAUGUGGUUGCCGUCCCAAACCUUAAUGAAGCUGUACAGGAUGCAGACUUGCUGGUUUUUGUCAUUCCUCAUCAGUUCAUCCAUAAAGUCUGCGAUGAAAUCACAGGACAAGUACCCAAGAAAGCACUUGGUAUAACUCUCAUAAAGGGAAUAGAUGAAGGCCCAGAGGGACUCAAACUGAUCUCUGACAUUAUUCGAGAGAAGAUGGGAAUAGACAUCAGUGUGCUGAUGGGAGCUAACAUUGCCAAUGAGGUGGCAGCAGAGAAAUUCUGUGAAACCACAAUAGGCAGCAAAAUCUUGGAAAACGGCCUUCUCUUCAAAGAGCUCCUGCAGACUCCAAACUUCCGAAUAACUGUAGUAGAUGAUGCAGAUACUGUUGAGCUUUGUGGUGCUUUGAAGAAUAUAGUGGCAGUAGGAGCUGGGUUCUGUGACGGCCUUGGCUGUGGUGACAAUACCAAAGCUGCCGUCAUUCGCCUUGGUCUAAUGGAGAUGAUUGCCUUUGCCAGAAUUUUCUGCAAAGGACAGGUGUCAACUGCCACUUUCCUGGAGAGCUGUGGAGUUGCUGAUCUUAUCACAACGUGUUACGGUGGCCGGAAUCGACGUAUAGCAGAAGCGUUCGUUAAAACUGGAAAGUCUAUUGAAGAACUGGAGCAAGAAAUGUUGAAUGGUCAGAAACUGCAAGGACCACAGACUUCUGCAGAAGUGUAUCGCAUCCUCAAGCAGAAAGGAAUGCUGGAAAAGUUUCCACUGUUCACUGCUGUGUAUCAAAUCUGCUAUGAAGGGAAGCCUGUCAGAGAGAUGAUAUCCUGCCUUCAAAGUCAUCCAGAGCACAUAUAAAAUCCAUCGGGCCAUCGUACUAAAGCAGCUUUCUGCCUUUUAAAUUUAUAUCUGGGUUCAAGUGGAUGUAUCAUUAAGCUUCAUUCAAAGCUGCUCACUAGGCAACAGUAAUAACAUGAAUGUCUCUGGGUAUUGUUUUUUGUUUUACAGCCUAGUUUGACACAGCAUGCAGUGUUGGCUUGGUGAUUAUCAUUUUACUGGCUAAAAUACGAGUGUUUUAAGAUGCGCAAUGCAAAAGUUGCACUACAUAUCUAGUAUAUACACAAGUGUACUUUGCGUGUGUUCCUACACCAUAAAACACCAUGUUUUGUUGUCUCUUAGUAAGGCCUAGUCUAAAAUCCAUUGGACACCAUGGGAAGAAUCCCACUGGUUUUGAUGGAGACCAAGUCAAGCCUAUAACCUUGAAAUAUUAGCAGUCUUUCUAUUAGAACUUGGUUUUAUUCUGCAUACACAUUGACAUUUUAACAUUUUGCAUGUUUAUGAUUAUAUUACUUUUAUUUAAUUAAUGCAAAACAAGUUGUAGCAGUCAUUCAAGGGGCUACAUGGAUAUUUUAAUGAACUUGGGUGAAGAAUAUUUUAAUUUUUGGAAGUCUUUAAAACGUUCAGACUAUUUUGAAACCAGUUUCUAAGUGAAUUUAAAGUUUUUAAUUACACUGUUGUAAAGGGAGCGUGCUAGAGGGGGAUCAUAACCUUCCCUUCUGUUUUUUUUUAAUCCUUGCAUUUUUGUAUUUCUCUGUUUCUCUAUUCCUGUUCCCAGAAGUUAGGCUCUUCUAGAAUCCCAUUCCCCAGAAUAAGUGGAAGAUGUUACCUCGGGAUUCUGAAUCCUAGAGCCUGGUGUUCAUUUUAGUUGUGGUGUACCUGUGGUUGUUUUUGACUGGUAUUGUUUGGAAGGAUACUCCUGGGUAUCCAUUGCUCAAAAUUCUCAUGCUCUGUUUCUAGCUUAACCAUUAGCUACAAAGCGUUGCAGUCCACACAACACUCCAAGGAAUGUUUGAGGAAUUCCCUGGUAGAUCAUACCUGUGUUGUCAAAUGAGUUAUGCUGACUGCAUUUAUUUCAGUGCCUGACAGUGGCUGACACGUCAACAGGACAGUAGUCCUGAACCAGCCUCCUCUGAGAAAUGAUGGAUUCUGAAGUUGCUCUUCCAUUGGACAAGAUGCCUGAGGAUAUUUGUCAUACCUAAGUAGCCAGGAUUACUCUGAAAUAGGUGAGCCUUGGGGCAGCUUUGUGUAACCAGAAAGAUGCUUCAGCUCAGGGGUACCAGUUCUUGUGCUCCUGUAAUGUUUUGCAUUAAUUUUUGGAAGAUCUCACAAAUGUCAUCAGAUAUUCAGGGAUGUGAAGUUAUUUUUGCCUUACUUCUGGUCUAGUGCUAAAUACAACAGGUGGCCAAAAUGUUAAGUAACAUCAGAUGUUUGUGGCAAUUGAGGAAAUAGCUGGUAGAGCUGACUUAGAGUAAGCACUCUGCUUAGACAAUUAAAAGGGUGUGUUAAGAUUGGAAGCACUGUUACGCUAACGCACACGUGGAGCAAACACUCCUCAUUACUGCAUAGCAUCCAGCGUUUCUGCUUAUGCUUUGUGGUUUUUUUCUUUCCAAAUGCCAAGCUGACUGGCUUUGCCUUCUUUUCUGUAUAUAUACAUAUAUAAAAACUUUUUUUUUUUACGUGCAGUGUGUAGAACAGUAGCAUUUUGUAAGAUACAUAAAGGGCUAUAUGACCUAAAUGUGGUAAAUUAAUAUAUAUUUUAAGAUGAUUUCUUUAUUAUUCCAAUAUUACUUCUACCACCAAAACCCCAAAAUCUUAAUUGCUCUUGUUUUGUUCAGCAGCCUAUUUAUUCUAAGGCAAAUCCAGAGAAAAGGUUUUUAUGGAAUUCUUCCCUCCAAUCUGUAAUGAUAUUCUUGUUCUUUUUGGAAAAAAAAAGUGAGGCUUCACUAACUAAAAUAAUUUAUUGAAAUUAUUAUAGACUCUUUGUCAUUUGUAUUUGCUUUUCUGUGCUUAUGAGCAUUCAGCUUGGCACUAGGUAUUUUUUCCCCAUUAAUAUUUACUGCUCUUUAAAAGAUGGGUGUGAUACUGGAGUUGAAGGAUUAGAAUCCUGUUCUGCAGACAUUCUGUUUUGCCUAGUUCUGGGAUAGUCUUACAGAAAACAUUAACCCUUUUUAAGAUUUUUGUAUACAAGGCCAUAAAUUGACUUGUGAACAUUAAUUACUAAGGCAGGCGUUAUCUGCUAUCGAUACUUACUCAGCUGGCCCUAGACGUGUAUUGAUUUUGUUUAAGGACUGUGAAUGUAUACCUGUUUGAAGAAUUAGUACAAAUAAACAUUUUUGAC
This is a messenger RNA of Cuculus canorus (common cuckoo), 3466 nucleotides long. It is a transcript of the gene GPD1L, whose product is annotated as glycerol-3-phosphate dehydrogenase 1 like. Gene Ontology annotation, cellular component: cytosol; glycerol-3-phosphate dehydrogenase (FAD) complex. NCBI's taxonomy places the organism in Eukaryota, Metazoa, Chordata, Aves, Cuculiformes, Cuculidae. Gene Ontology annotation, molecular function: glycerol-3-phosphate dehydrogenase [NAD(P)+] activity; NAD binding; protein homodimerization activity. The transcript is spliced from 9 exons. The coding region runs from base 16 to 1146 and encodes 376 amino acids. The record is from RefSeq and is a predicted model, not a curated record. Gene Ontology annotation, biological process: glycerol-3-phosphate catabolic process; carbohydrate metabolic process.